CCCCUCCCCCCAGAGGAGCGCCUGACUUUCGUGGGUGACGAGGAGCUGGAAAUGGAGGUGCAGGUCCCCCGGGCAGCCAUGAGAUCCAUCAUCGGGCGGAAAGGAGCCACCAUCAAGAAGCUACGGCAGGAGACGGGGGCUCACAUCGAGGGGGAGAGAGAGGAGGAGGGCGAGGAGACGGCGCUGCUCAUCUCCGGUGCCCCCGCGCAGGUCUGCCGGGCCAAAGCCGCCAUCCACCAGAUCGUGGCCGAGAGCACCCCGGUGUCGGAGCAGCUCUGCGUGCCCCAGAGAGCCGUGGGCAGGAUUAUCGGCCGGGGGGGUGAGACGGUGCGGGGCAUCUGCCGCAGCUCGGGGGCCAAAGUGCUGUGCGAGCGGGAGGCCGAGGCCGGGCUGGCCCCCGUCAGGGUCAUCCAGCUCUCGGGGACGCAGAAGGAGGUGGCGGCCGCCAAGAAACUCAUCAUGGAGAAGCUGAUGGAGGAGGACGCCUUCCGCAAGGAGCUGGCGCAGUCGGCCGCCGCGCGGUGCCAGCGAAAGCAGCCCCUGGGCAGCCGGAGGGAGAUGGAGCCGCUCCCCGACGGGGCACCGGAGCCCAGGGAGGAAGAUGGGGGUUCAUCUUGGGGCGAAGGCUCCUUCCUGGGCUGGGAGGAUGAAAGCGAGGAGCCGGAGGAGCCGCCGGCGGGGCCCGAGGCCGCCGUGCCCAAAUUUGAGGUUCCCAGCCCCGAUUUCAGCUUCCAGGCCGACGAGCACCUGGAGGUUUACAUCUCGGCCACGGAGAACCCCCACCACUUCUGGGUGCAGAUCGUGGGGCACCGCAGCCUGCAGCUGGACAAGCUGACGGCCGAGAUGGGCCAGUACUACCAGGGCAGCGGCCGCGCGGCAGAGCUCCCCACCGUCCAGGCAGGGGACAUCGUGGCCGCCCCUUACGCCGCCGACAGCGAGUGGUACCGAGCCCGCGUCCUGGGCCAGCUGGAAAACGGCAACUUUGACCUUUACUACGUGGAUUUUGGGGACAACGGGGAGGCCCCCCGCGAGGCGCUGCGAGCCCUGCGGUGA
Calidris pugnax (ruff) is the source of this 1053-nucleotide messenger RNA. It is a transcript of the gene TDRKH, whose product is annotated as tudor and KH domain containing. The transcript has 6 exons. Gene Ontology annotation, molecular function: RNA binding. Gene Ontology annotation, biological process: spermatogenesis. The record is from RefSeq and is a predicted model, not a curated record. The coding region runs from base 52 to 1053 and encodes 333 amino acids. Lineage: Eukaryota; Metazoa; Chordata; Aves; Charadriiformes; Scolopacidae.